GUAAUAUUGAAUACAUUUAUAUAGUGUAAAAUAUUUUACUAUAAAUAGGUAAGGAUUAUUAAGCAGCAGAUAGAGAGUGAGUUGAGAAUGAGCAACAUCGCUGGAAAGGUGGUGUGUGUGACCGGUGCUUCUGGUUAUAUCGCUUCAUGGCUCGUCAAAUUGCUUCUCCAUCGUGGUUAUACUGUCAAGGCCACCGUUCGCGAUCCAAAUGAUCCGAAAAAGAUCGACCACUUGCUCAAACUUGAUGGUGCUAAAGAGAGAUUGAAAGUGUUUAAGGCAAAUCUACUUGAAGAAGGUUCGUUUGAUUCUGUUGUUGAAGGCUGUUAUGGUGUAUUUCAUACUGCAUCUCCCUUCUUUCAUGAUGUCAAGGACCCUCAGGCUGAAUUAAUUGAUCCUGCUGUGAAAGGAACCCUGAAUGUUCUGAAAUCGUGUGUAAAAUCGCCAUCUCUUAAACGUGUUGUUUUAACCUCUUCAAUUGCUGCCGUUGCAUACAAUGGAAAGCCUCGAACUCCUGAUGUAGUAGUCGAUGAGACUUGGUUCACUGAUCCUGAUUUCUGUGCUCAAUCAAAUUUAUGGUAUGUGGUGUCAAAGACAUUGGCUGAAGAUGCUGCCUGGAAAUUUGUAAGAGAAAAUAACAUUGACAUGGUUACUAUUAACCCAGCAAUGGUCAUAGGGCCUCUCUUGCAACCAGUCCUAAACACAAGUGCUGCUGCAAUUUUAAACUUGGUUAAUGGUGCACAAACAUUUGCAAAUGCUAGUUUUGGAUGGGUCAAUGUUAAAGAUGUUGCAAAUGCUCAUAUUCAGGCAUAUGAAAAUGCUUCAGCUAGUGGAAGAUAUUGUUUGGUUGAGAGAGUAGUGCACCACUCAGAAAUUGUUAAGAUUUUACGUCAACAUUACCCUUCGUUACAACUCCCAGAGAAGUGUGCCGACGAUAAGCCUUAUGUGCCUACCUAUCAGGUUUCCAAAGAAAAGGCAAAGAGCUUGGGAAUUGAAUUUACUCCUUUGGAAGUGAGCCUCAAGGAGACUGUGGAAAGUUUGAAAGAAAAGAAGUUCACCAACUUUUAAUUUGUGAUAUCUCCUUGAAGAGCAAACGUUUGUAUGACCUAAAUCUUGUUUAGUUGGUGACUUGGUUUCUGAAGCCUUUGCUUUGUGAACAAAUUUACUAUCUAUGAAAUAAUGUUCAAUUCAAAUCAAAACUGAACUAAGUACUGAAAUAAGUAAUUAAUUCAUGGUAUGGUUCGUA
Cicer arietinum (chickpea) is the source of this 1243-nucleotide messenger RNA. Its product is annotated as NAD(P)-binding Rossmann-fold superfamily protein. Gene Ontology annotation, molecular function: oxidoreductase activity, acting on the CH-OH group of donors, NAD or NADP as acceptor. Lineage: Eukaryota; Viridiplantae; Streptophyta; Magnoliopsida; Fabales; Fabaceae. The record is from RefSeq and is marked validated.